Penicillium subrubescens is the source of this 1434-nucleotide messenger RNA. RefSeq lists its product as uncharacterized. Lineage: Eukaryota; Fungi; Ascomycota; Eurotiomycetes; Eurotiales; Aspergillaceae. The transcript has 2 exons. The coding region runs from base 1 to 1434 and encodes 477 amino acids. The record is from RefSeq and is a predicted model, not a curated record.
AUGGCCAUUGAUAACUCUUCUGUCGCCGCCGAGGCUGAUGCCCCCGAAAAAACCAUCAAACCCGCCGAGGAAUUCAUCGGCGACGCAGACGACUUCACCAUGGAGGCAGCCUCAGAUCUCUCCUCAGACGACUCCGACGAAGAAGACACAACCUCCGACGAAGAAAUCUUCCACCCCCACCGCAUGACACUCUCUACAUUCCGCCGCCUCCUCUCCUGCUACCCAACAACAGUCGAGCAAGUGCACCGGCGCAAAGCCAUGCUAAAGCUGCAACCGAAGCCGGAGAAGGGUUCCAAGCGUAAACCUGAGAAAAAAGCGGGCUCCGCAUCGGCGAAUCUGCGUGGUGCGAUGUUGCUCACGAAGACGGAGUUUAAUGCUUCGGAGCAGAAGUAUAUUAAGGAGGAGACGGAGAAGUUUUUGAACUUGGAUAAGUGGCGGUAUGAGGAUAUGCCGAAAACUAUGGGGGAGAGGAGGGUGAAGGAAGAGGGGAAGGGGGAGGUGUUGACUAAGGAUGAUUUGAUUACUGUUAUGGAUUGGAAGACGAAACAUGGUAUCCCCCGCCCAACUCUCAUGGGUAUGGUCAAGUCCAACCAGGACAAGAACGUGAUCAAGUGUUCUUCCACCGCCAUGGCCGCGCUGUCCACUAAAGACCCUAUGCUCGCGCCAAACGAAGCUUUCCCCAAGCCCAGCAUCGACGCCUUCGGUCCCCUCCGCGGCGUCGGUGUAGCCACUGCAUCGCUCAUCCUCUCCAUCGCUACUGCUACCGGCGAUCCCAAGCAGCAGGUCCCCUUCUACAGUGACGAUGUGUAUCUGUGGUUGUGUCUGAAGGACUUCCCGGAGCCAGAGUACGAGGAAUACGAAGAAGAACACACCGCCGAGCAAGAGGAGCAGCCAGACGCUGAUGCUGACGCCGACGCCGACGCUGAAACCAAGGACAAGAAGAAGACUCCCCGCCCACCAAAGUUCAAACUCAAGCGCAAAAUCUCCAAAUUCAAGUGUCCCAACGGCGAACUAAACGUCAGGUACAACAUCGCCGAAUACCGCAAACUCUGGGACGCAUGCUGGGAGCUCCGCGAGCGACUCAACCGCGCCGUGGACCUUGCAUAUUCCUCCUCUUCCCCUUCUACCUCUCCCUCCUCUUCGGCGCGCAUCUCCCACAACGACAUUGAAAAAGCCGCCUACGUCCUCCGCAACAUCGCCGUCUCGGGCUACCUAGAAGGCCAAGAUCCCGAGGAUAUCCUGCGAACCGCAGCUCCGCAAAAGACACGCGUUGAUGCUGCGAUGAAGGCUCAGAAGGCGCGGGCUGAUGCUUCGGGUGAGACUGCGGCAGGGGAGAAGAAACUUGCGGCGAAGAAGCAGACGAAGAAGGAGAAGGAGGAGAAGAGGAAGAUUGCUAAUGGGGGGAGGAAUGUUAAGAGGAGGAAGGUUGAGUAG